Messenger RNA from Malaya genurostris, 2943 nucleotides. Its product is annotated as ATR-interacting protein mus304. The transcript is spliced from 6 exons. The coding region runs from base 270 to 2933 and encodes 887 amino acids. NCBI's taxonomy places the organism in Eukaryota, Metazoa, Arthropoda, Insecta, Diptera, Culicidae. Gene Ontology annotation, biological process: DNA repair; DNA damage checkpoint signaling. The record is from RefSeq and is a predicted model, not a curated record.
UUGAGAGAUUUUCUCAGUCGUGACUAGUGAAUGAAAUGAAUUAGUUUUGUUUACAUGUGGUUAGAAAUAGCGGUUCAACCGUAGCAAAACAUUCCAAAACUUUAACCGAAGUUGAUGUGAUAAUCAAGUUAUGUAAAUAAUGUACCUAUGUCUAGUAUAGCUGAUUAAAGUGCGAUUGAUUAUUCUACAGCAGUUAUGUUGUGAAUAGUUUAGAUUAUUGUUGUUCAUCUUAGUGUCAGAAUAAGUGUGCCAAAGAAAAUAUUCCAAUAAUGACAUCAAAACGCUUUGGAAAUUUUCAAUUAAAACAGCCUUCGGCGGCGUAUAAAAAAGCUCGAUUGGAUAUUGACAUCAUCCCUAGCCAACAGUACAUCCAACAAACAACACGAACUACAGCGGUGAUAAAGAAUCCUACAACGGUUGCUAAGUCUUCUUCCAAAACUGAUGUCCUGUGGGGUGACGAGGAUGAUGAAUUCAUCAUUUUGGCAUCUCAAGCCGUAGAAGAGGUGGAAAUGUCUCAGCAAUCCCAUACAAAUGAUGUUACUUUUGGGAGGUUUGGCAAAGGAACAGUUUCAUCGAGCACCCAGUCGGAUCCGGAUUCCAGUGAAUUAAUGCCCCCGCCUACUGCCGUACCCGGUCCAUCCAGAGUGAAUCCGGUCCCGACAGAAAUUAUAGAUCUGCUGACAGAUGAUGAUGAUGUGUUUAGUGAAAAUUUUGACGAAAACUACGAUAAUAUCGAGAAACACAUCGACGAAUUCUUCAACAAUGAAUUCGACGAUGACUUCAACUUGGAUGGACUGCGAAGUAGUGGCAGUGCCGAAAAGCUAGUAGAGCAACGAAAUGAACAACCUGUUUCACCGAAGAAAUCAUCUCCUGAUCGAACUAAACCAGUGAAUGUAGAAUCCAAGCCAUCCACAAUGUUCAGGUCCAAACAACCACAAGCAAAAAUUAAUGAUUUCAAGCCGGACGCACAGAAAUUCACGCAAAAUCGAUUGCCUGCUACUCAGCAGCAAUUGUCGCAAGCACAAGCGAAACAAAAAGAUCAUGCUAAAGACAUGCAGGUCAAGUUCCUUACUAAUCAGCUGGAAAUGGCAAGUAAAAAGACCGAUAAACUUCAAACAGAUUACAACGAUGUUCUGGAACGUAUUCAAAUCCGCGAUGGAGAGGUUUCGAUGCUGCGAUAUGAGUUAAAGAACAUCAAAAGUCAAAACGAGCAAUUGCGUCUGGAGAAAAUGAAAGAGAGCGAAACAAUUAAGAGGGAAUGGGUGGAAAAAAUGAAAAAUCUGGAAAAAGUCAUCAUUGCUCAGAAAGCAGAUUUAGAGUUCAAGACAGCGGAAAUAAGCAAUUCCAGAAUGAAACGGCUGAGUAACUCUUUCAGGAUCGACAAGAGACAAGUUAACGCAACUGAACAAACCGUAACAGAGGACGACUUGAAAGCACACUCUCGUCGGUUGCGAUUGUUUGAAAAUGCUUCCCAGUCAAGUUAUGAAAUCGACCCAAGGAUCUUUGAGAUCUCCGCUGAAAGCAUUUCCAAAUACAGUAUCAAUAACGGAAUAACAAAUUUCUUCAAAAGAGACGCCAUUCUGUCUCAACAUUUGGGGCACUUGCAGACUUGUCUAUCCCAAAUGAUUGCCUCGAAAUCAUCCUUACCGUGCCAAACGGUGCGCUCAAUCGCAACCACAGCAUCUCAAUCUUUCCUGGAGAUUCAACAAUACUGUAACAAACUGCAGAUGGUGCGAGUUAAGGACGUUCACAUGGGAGCGAAAGUGGCAUUUGAAUUCCUGUGUAGAAACAGCAAGAAGAAUCGAUUGGAAGGUUGUGCAAACAUUUACCAGCGUGAACCGAUUUCUAGCAACGAAAAGGCAAUUAUCUCGAGAAGAUUGCUUGCUGCAUUAAGCCUACUUUGUAGAUACUUACCAUCGCUAGCUUUGAACAUGGUGCAACAACAGAAGGAUGUGGAAUCCAGUGUCAGUGUAUUGAACAAAUCUCUAAUAAAAAUGAGUUAUGCAAAUGAAUUAUAUGACCACUUUGGAAUGAUAGCUGCUGCUGCAGCAUUUCUUUGCAGUCUCACUCAUCACAUGAGCCGCUUCCAAGAAAGUGGAUGUCAAGUAAUGAAUCUCUUGAAGUCGCUUGUACAAUGUCGACCAGAUAGUGCUCUCAUACUCACGUAUAUUUCAGAAGCUAUAUACAGAAUAUCAUCUCAGGAGCACUCAAUCCAUUUCCUCAACAAUCUUUGUUGGCGGAGUAAACCGGAGUGCUUCCUGUUCCACACAUCAUUCAAAAUGUUCCAGUUUACUAAAGACUCCUGUAUUUUGCAAAUUUACGCACUGUUACUAGAAACAUCAGUCUGUCAGAAUCGAACUUUGAACGUGAUAGAGAUUCAGCACCUAGUGGAAAAUACCAGAAAUACCAUCUACUUCUUACGCAAUGCAAUGACAUAUCCUGUCCAGUGGGUAUGCGAUUUCAUUCGGCAUUCGAAUCAUCGGCGAUCGUCCUGUCAGUGCUACAUAAGAAUUGUCAAAUCUUUCGUGAUACUUCUACAUCAAUUACUUCGUUGCUGGAUGCAAUGUCCACUCAAUAUAGAAUUUGAUACCAUGUUGCAAAUUACGCAAAACGGUGUUCUUCUACUGUUCGAUAUUUUUCAAACAACCUACCGAAGCGUAAUUCUCCAAGUUGGAGGCCAUACGGUUCAAUGUCGCUUACAAACUAUCUACAAUUGGUUGACACAACACCAGAAUGAUUUUCAAUUCCAACCCGCGCAUAUGAAGGCACUUCGUUUGCUAGACCUGCGACUAAUCAUGGAUGAGCCAUUAAAAUCCAGUGACGAUGAAGAUGGAAUGGAUACCAACUCAGAAAGUGAUACGGCAGAGGAACGACGGUCAAUGUAUGAAGAUUUGUAUGGAGAUUUUUUUACCAGUAAAAUAUUACAUCAGUGAAUGCGUCCGA